Odontomachus brunneus is the source of this 4549-nucleotide messenger RNA. RefSeq lists its product as uncharacterized. Bases 161 to 4549 code for a protein of 1462 amino acids. The transcript is spliced from 4 exons. Lineage: Eukaryota; Metazoa; Arthropoda; Insecta; Hymenoptera; Formicidae. The record is from RefSeq and is a predicted model, not a curated record.
UUUAUACAUCUAUCGAUAGCGGACGAUCCGUGGUUGUUCUGUUUACUUAACCUGAGGUUAAGUAAACUAUAUUUCUAAUCAAAUUUUUAACAUUUAAUUGCAAAAAUUCAAAGUUAGAGCACUUGUGUAUUGAGAAUGAUCGUGAAAACGAAUAAACUCAAUGAUGAAUUGGUUCCAAAGAUCUGGGUACAUGACGUUUGGUUUCAUCAGAAAAACGUCUCAACUGCAGAUAUUAUUAAUAAAUGCCGUAAGCUUAUUAAAUCUAAUUGUCAAUAACUUCAAUUGGGGUUGGCUGAAGGGAGAUCUACAGCUCAAGAAAAUCUGGGAAUUGCCAGUUUUAGAACCUGACAAUUCAGAUGUGAAAGAUAUCGACUGGAUCAAAACCAUUCUAUCGCAGAUCGUCGUGGCUCGUUUUGUCAUCAAUAGUGUAUCUCUCGUUGCACACGUCGCUAAUAUCUACACAAUAUUAACACGAGAUCGACAGAAUUUGCUUAUACUUUGGAUGGUGCUUAGUUUUGUCAAAGAUAUCCUACUGGAAAUUGUCGUUGUUAUCGUUACUUUGAUAUUGUGGCAUAAUGGAAGCAUCACAACGUCACUUCUUGCUGAGUUUAUAAUAAAGAAAGUUAUACGGCUAGCAAUCUCAAUUUGGAAAUGGUGCGCAACUCUUAACUGGUACAUGCAACUACGAAAAGCGGCGACAAUUCGUGAAUUUUUUGAGCGGGUCGCACGAAGAAGUAACACGAGUGUUAUUGAUACUGUCAGAAGGUUCAGGCAUUCUUUGGACAAUAUGAGUCUUGGUAUAGCAAUUGUUCGACGAGGUAAGUACACAAGUCUGCUGAGUUUGGACGAGCUUUUUGAAAAAUCGCCCAAUAGAGUGAAGUUCAAUAAAGAGUAUUGUGAUUUGCGAAUUUCCAAAUCAUUGACGACUUUGAUCACCAGCGAGAAUUACGACGCGAACGGUACAAAUGAUUAUGAUUCGAUCGUUAAUGACCUAAGCGUGGCUGAAAAAUCAAUGAAGAUGCUCGAUAUAACUGCAGAGGAUAUAAUGGACGCACGUGCUAGAAUACAAGAGCGCUCCUAUUGGAAUAGACGAGAUGCAACAGCAAAAAUAUCUAAUCCAGUGGAAAAAAUGAUGACAUAUUUUUCUCUUGAAAAAGACGGAGAAGAAACAGAGUAUGCUUUCAGGGAUAAACAAAUCGUGAUAGACGAUAAAGAAAAUAACAAAAUAGGCACUGAAGAAGAAAAUAUCGAUGUAACGGAAGACGUCGCUUUAGGAGAGGAAAACGCUACUGCAUAUUUUCUAAUGAAGAAGGAAACAGCGAAACAGAAGAUGGAUAACAGCGAAACUGUUUUACGGGAUAAAAGAAAAGAUAUUUUUACUGAGAAGCGGAAGGAAGCUGUGAGCCAUUUGUUACAGUCUGAAAACGGAAACAUUACAAGCGAUAAAGUAAAAGAUCAUGUAACACCAAUGACAUUACAUGAUUUUUAUACCAUAUCGAGAGAGAAGAAAGAAGAAGCGCAAAAAAUUACGAAAACUAUACAAUGUUCUUUGAGCCAACAUGAAAGGAAUAUGAAUGUUAAAGUAUGUCCUUCUCUUGUUAAAGACAUGGAAGCAAAAUUUUGUUUUAUUCCUGUGAGCUGCGAACACAAGUGGAUCAGCAAAUCUGAUCAGAGAAGACACACUUACCGAGUCGAGACGAAGCAAGCCUCACUUACCAUAAACGUGGAUAGAAAAGAGCAUUCUACAAACUCAAAAAUGUCAUUACCUACGUGUCAUUGUGCUUCGAGCAUGAAUAUUCACACACAUAAGAAUAAGGAGAAUGCGCAAUCGACUAACACUAAGAACAAAAAUGUCAAUCACGACACCGAUAACAAAAAAUUGAAAUGUUCCAUUUCUAAUGUCGUCGCGCAAGAAGACAGACCUAACGGAGACAGGUUCGCGUUAAAACAUUUGGAGCGACGCUUAAAGAAACGAACGCAAACGUAUCACGAAUGUUUAGAGAAGCAACCAGUUACUUGGGACAGCAUGUCUCUGGCGCAAACUGCACGUCCCUCGGGAUAUGACAAGAAAUUUGUCACGUUCAAUAAACCGUUUGCUCGCCAGACAGAUUUGAAAAGCAUUCAGACUGAAACUUUUAACGAGUCGAAGGGUUCUUUGAGCAGACAACAUAAAUUAAAGCACGUUCAACAGGCGCGACAUACACAAUCGUUAAACUUGCGUUUAGCCAACGACUUCGAGUCAUUUAAAAAGAAGAAUUACAUGAAAUUUCAGGAACGCGAAAUGAUGGAGGCGAGAACUUUCAAUUUUAUCUUGUUGGAAGAUGAGAAACAGAUAAGGGGAAGAAACAGAUACAACUUGUCUCCGAGCCGGAAACUAUCGGCUGAAGAACGCGAAGCGAUAGAGUCGAGAGCUUUGAAAAUCUGCAAUAAGCAAACUUUGUUAGAUAAUAAGAAUGAGCUGGAAGCGAGGAAGAAAUACGGUUCAUCGUUAAAUUACGAGCGAUCGCUGAAGGAAGCCGAGAUUUCAAAGACGAAGGACUCGAAGACUUGCAACGAUGUUAUUUUGUUUGGAAACAGAGAAGAGACAAGAGCAAUAACAGGAAACGAUUUACCUACAAACUAUAAGCGAUCGGUCGAAAAAUUGGAAGCUUUGGCAGCUUACAGCAAGUUCACUUCUUCGAAUUAUAAUCUGAUUGCCGGAAGAAAACACGAUUCAUCGAAACAUGCUGCGUCGUCGAUAUAUGAGGAAGAUAUCGACAUUCCAACGAGAGCUUCUAAUCUUUUAAAAGUUGAUAAUGUCCCUGAUGAUCGGCUUUCAGAAGCUAGUGCCAUGAGCCACUUACUCAAAAUACGUGAUAAUGUAAGCAAUGGUUUCGACUUGAGCGAUCGUAACGCGAGACGUACGUGUGUAUCGUUGAACCUCCGGGAAAUCACAAGGAACAUCGAAUGGACUCUUCAGCCUGGAGGAAUCACACUAAUUAAUAAAAAUUUGCAAGGUGAACUUCCGGAAAACGGAAGAUUCCGCGAAAGUCAACAACGCGAUAUCGUCGAUAACAAUACCACUAGUAUGUUACACAACGCUUUUUUCUUCAAGCCCGAAAUCAUAAUGAGGAUUUUUCGGCGCGCUCAGACAAGAUUUCAGGGAUCUUUUUCAAAUUUUGAGAUUUGGCGGCGGACGGAUUUCAACGUGGAGUUUGUUUGCCGAGUGAACAACGAGAUGAAUGUACAAAAUCGAGAUUUGUUGUUUGACUUUGAUUUUGAAUGGAUAAUGGGAAGUCGAAGUGACCUGAGUCGUUCAUUGCUUUUCAAUAUUAAUAGUAAUCGCAUUGCUGAGGAAGAAAAUAAUCCCGACUUGUGUAUAAUAUUUAUCGGUCGGGAUGAAUUCCCCAGCGAAUCUGAAAGCGCGAUUGUCGAAGAUUCUGAAUCUCAAAGAAGUGCGCGUUUGAGCAUCGAAAAUGUCCAAGCGACGAACAUCUUGAUAUUUGAUGCAAAUCAUCGUCAAACAGAUAAUGCGACUACCGAUAAUUUGUCACUUCAACUUAUCAUUAGUGUGUUGAGGAACUUUGGUAUCGAGAUGUCGGAAGAAGAUACACGCAAUAUUUCAAUCGAACAAAUCGAAGAGUUUGGGAAUAUAAGUAAUGUGACUGUGAUUAAUGAUUUUCCAUCUUGUACUUUCAAUACGAGCGAUAUGAACAACGAUAAAGGAAAUAAUAUGUACGAUAAAAUUUCACUAAGUCAAAAUAUCUAUUACAAUAAUAUGGUUGACGAUGAAAAUAAACAAAUUUUAUAUUUGAGCAAUAGUUCUUCAGAUAAUCCAGAUGUAUCAUCUGUUAAGUCAUUAGAACAUGUCAGUUACUAUGAAGAGCAAGAUGAGAAAUAUUUAAGCGCGAUUGAUAUUAAUAUUGAAGACAAGAUAUCCGAGAAUAAUUCAUCUUUCAUAAAUGUUGAUAAUGAUAUAACAUCACGAUUGUCAAAUCUCGGUAAUAAUAACGAUAAAGAUGACAAUCGUCAGUUCGGCAUGUCAAAAAAUAGAACUGAGGAAAAUAUAUCUAAUGUCUCCUUUGAGAGGUCUAUGAAAAUAUUUUCUCCUAAGAUGUCAUUUGUGGAAUCAUACAGUAGCCAAACAUCGAUAUUGAAAUCAGCAGACAAGGAGCUUCAAAAAGUGCCACAACUUGCGAAUGGGCAAGCUAUCUCGGAAAAUAAAAGGGCAAGGUCAAUUUUAAAUUCAGAAAUUAAAAAUAGCGAUACAACUUUACAAUCUCAUAAUGUCGAAGCCUUAAAAUUAAUAGACGAGACGCAAAAUAGCAUAAGAAGCGAAGAUGAAGGCAGGACUGUAUAUGGAAAAAUAAAUGGAUUUUUGGCAGGCCAAUUUUCUGGAAUGUAUUCGAGCGAUGAAAGUGAUAUAAAUUCCUUAUACGAAAAGAAUAAUAACAGGUCAGAAUUGACAUCGCAUGAAAGUAGUUUGAUGGAAGAGUUUUUGAAUGAUACCGCUGAGAAUAUUUUUACUUCUGCUUAUAACUCUGCGCACCCUUCCAACAAUGGAAAUUAA